AGUCAGAGUUGCAGGCAGAGUUUUAGUCCAUGCUGUGCCCCCUGGACAGUGCUGGUGAGGCUGAGCAAGAGGCCUUCACAUCUCAACACCUAGAAGAGUAGUGAAGGAGUGUCACCAGGUCAGGGGACCAUGUUGCGCCGCAAGCCCUCCAACGCCAGUGAGAAGGAGCCCACUCAAAAGAAAAAGCUAUCACUCCAGCGCUCCAGCAGUUUCAAGGACUUUGCCAAAUCCAAACCCAGCUCCCCAGUGGUGAGCGAGAAGGAAUUUAAUCUGGAUGAUAAUAUUCCAGAAGAUGACUCAAGUGUCCCUACCCAAGAGGAUGCUGGGAAAAGUGGCAAGAAGCUGGGGAAGAAGUGGAGGGCCGUGAUUUCCCGAACCAUGAACAGGAAGAUGGGCAAGAUGAUGGUAAAGGCCCUGUCAGAGGAGAUGGGAGACACUCUGGAGGAAGGCUCAGCCUCCCCGACAUCUCCAGACUGCAGCCUGGAUAGCCCUGGCCCUGAAAAGAUGGCACUAUCUUUUUCUGAGCAAGAAGAACGUGAGCUCCCAGCACUCAGCCGCCAAGCAUCCACAGGCAGUGAGCUCUGCAGCCCCAUCCCAGGCUCUGGCAGCUGUGGGGAGGAACCACCUGCCCCCCAGUACACAGGACCUUUCUGUGGCAGAGCCCGAGUCCACACCGACUUCACUCCCAGCCCCUAUGACCAUGACUCACUGAAACUACAGAAAGGUGAUGUGAUCCAGAUCAUUGAAAAGCCACCUGUGGGCACAUGGCUGGGCCUACUCAAUGGCAGGCUGGGCUCUUUCAAGUUCAUCUACGUGGAUGUGCUGCCUGAGGAGGCUGUGGGGCCUGCCCGCCCCAGCCGCCGACAGAGCAAGGGCAAGAGGCCCAAGCCCAAGACCCUGCAUGAGCUGCUGGAACGCAUUGGUCUGGAGGAGCACACAUCCACCCUGCUGCUCAAUGGCUACCAGACCCUGGAGGACUUCAAGGAGCUGCGGGAAACACACCUCAACGAGCUGAAUAUCACAGACCCACAGCACCGGGCCAAGCUCCUCACUGCUGCAGAGCUGCUGCUGGAUUAUGACACUGGCAGCGAGGAAGCAGAAGAAGGCACCGAUAGCAGUCAGGAACCAGUGGUGCACACCAUGUCAGACCCCAAGUGGGACAUCCCACGUGACUCAGGCUGCUUCGAGGGCUCAGAGAGUGGGCGUGAUGAGGCCGAGCUGGCAGGUGCUGAGGAACAGCUGCAGAGCCUCUCCCUGGCUGGGGCACCUUGAGCAGAGCUGGUGGUGGGCCAAGGCUGGGCCCAAGCAGCAUAGGCAGCAUGGAG
Messenger RNA from Pteronotus mesoamericanus, 1325 nucleotides. RefSeq names its product SAM and SH3 domain containing 3 (gene SASH3). Gene Ontology annotation, molecular function: protein binding. The record is from RefSeq and is a predicted model, not a curated record. Gene Ontology annotation, biological process: positive regulation of B cell proliferation; positive regulation of adaptive immune response; positive regulation of immunoglobulin production. Gene Ontology annotation, cellular component: nucleus; cytoplasm. The transcript has 8 exons. NCBI's taxonomy places the organism in Eukaryota, Metazoa, Chordata, Mammalia, Chiroptera, Mormoopidae. Bases 130 to 1272 code for a protein of 380 amino acids.